This is a messenger RNA of Acaulospora colombiana, 3000 nucleotides long. The record is from the annotation of a GenBank genome assembly. Lineage: Eukaryota; Fungi; Glomeromycota; Glomeromycetes; Diversisporales; Acaulosporaceae.
GAACACUUGGAUCUUCGUUACGCCAAACAGCACGGAAUUCCAAUAAAAGGGCUCCUUGCUAACCGGAUUCCUGAUCUCAUCAAGAUGGCAUUUACGUCCAGUGCGGCGUACGUGACGGAAAUUCGUCUCUCGGGUCUAUUAGUACUGAAGGAUGUGGUCGAAAUAUUUUCUUCAUCUCCAGACCCCGACUACGAUGAUGCUCUCCUUCUUGAGCAGCAUCAAGCUCCGAUUACUGCCGCAUUGACUCCAGCCUUUUCUUCGGAUUCGACACCAGAGCUCCUGGCUUUUGCUGUGCAAGUAUGUGCGAUAUUUGUCGGGUCGGGGGUCAUCAAGGACGUAUCAAAGAUGGGCCGGAUCUUGAAACUACUGACUGGUGCUUUAGAUCAGUCCAAAACCUCUGGGUCCUUUGCUAUCGGCGAGGUUCAACAAAUGUCACCCAAUGCGGCCGUGAUGCUUAAAAUAUCCACCUUGACUGCAUGGGCGGAGCUUCAAAUCGCGAGUAUCCACCAGAAUUAUCUCAAAGCUGUUAUCUUGCCCUAUCAAGAGACCCUAGCUUCUUUAUGGGUCGGUGCUUUGCGAGACUAUGCCAGUAUUCGAGGUGAUACCGAAGUGCUGCAAGAAGCAACUUCGAGUGCUGUCGAUACCCUAUACCUUAAUCUAGGCAAAGAAGUUCUACUUCCAAUCCUAAAGGCUACAUCGGUUAUGAUGGAAUCGCGCAGCCCUUUCAUCGUAGCCGCUAUGGAUGGCAGAGAAGGAGAAAGUCCCCCUAGUUCCUUCCGAAGUGAACCAGCCGCUCUCUUUUUCGUCAUCUUUGGUCUGGUCUUUGAGGCUUUGACACAAUCUUCGGGAUCCAACUCUUCAACAUCUGGAGAGUCUGUGACUAUAAUGGCUCUUGAGUCUCUUGAGCAUCUAGUCAGACCUGAAUAUGCCGGCAACGCCAUUCUCGAGGCGUCUAUUUUCGAUGAGUUUAGUAGCCUUUGCUAUCGACUAGCGAUGAUGGAGACGGCAAACGUUCACAUCCCGUUGAUUCGCACCAUCACAAGCCUCGCCAGCACACAGUUGGGACAUGCUAAUAAACGUGCAGCUUACCCACUGUCUCCGGAUAUGUGCGUACAUUCUUCGCCGGGCCUUACCCUCGUCCAGUGGUGGUACAUAUGUUGGGCACACUUUACGGUCCAGAGAGCAGGGGCGAUAUGGGUGCCAUCUCAGUCGCACUUUAUUCAGGUACAUGGAUACAUCAUACUCCUUCUAGCUCUAUCUAACGAGAACUCGAUAGAAUUACUCAAGGACGAAGCAAUGCAGUAUGAUCUAGUUGGACCCACUCUACCAGCCCUGAAGAAGAUACUUGCGACCGCGAUUAUGUCCCAAGACAAGAGUGAUUCCUCUCGCCUUAUACAAGGUCUCAUCUCUUGUUGUCUCCAAAACAUUGAAGAGACGAGCAACCGCUCGGGUAUAUCGGUUGACCUGAAAGCGAAGAACAACAUGUUUGCAGUCGUUCUGGUACUGACCUGCCUACCACCCGACUUUACGCUUAGCCGUGCUUUGGUUGAUGAGUGCUGCUAUCUCAUCUCUCAAAGGAUAAAUGAUGACUCUGAGCUCGUCGCAACUGCCGCUACCAACGUUGACGAUUCAACGAAGCUCUCCAGCUUAUCGCCUCCUUUGGACGAGGCCCUCAAGACGUUCACCGCCUUCUUUACUGGAAUCCCAGAGCAUGGAAAAUCGGCCGCACUCGCCGUUAUUUUACCAACUCUGGCACUCUUACUGGACCCAUCACGUUCACCACCCUCCAGCCUUCACAUCCAAACCGUGCCGAUACUGUUAAGCUUUGCUACCUCGGCUCCCGGUCCCUUCAAAGAAAUUACGGAUAAAUUAGAUCCGGCACCGCAAAACCUCAGAUAUCCCUCAAGGCAUUCUAAUCUUUGGGCACUAGACGAAAAAGUUGGGUUAGGAACUGGAUCAGGAUCAUGCUCGCAUGCCAAGGCAAACGCAGAAGAAGUACUCUAUUCACCAGACGGGCUAGUGAAGAUAGCUGAUGUCCCAUUGGAUGCCUCAAUUUUGGCCGGUGACUUGAGGCCGUUCAUCCUGGGAUAUAAAGGGCAGGCGUUGCGUCUACCAGAAUGCAUCGUAAAGCUCCAACUCGCAUCUGUGCGCUCUAAACCCAUCUUCAAAGCAUCAAACUCUCUCGGACAUCCUGGUGGAAAGGUCGGACAAUUGGUCGUUCAAGCACUUGUUGCCGCCAACUUUUCUGUGACCGCGUUGGCUCGGCCCACGUCUAGCUAUACUGCGCCUCCCAAUCUUGACGCCGUCAAAGUCGUAAAAGUCGCCAGCGACGAUCACGCCAAACUCGUUGAAGCCUUCAAGGAUCAAGAUGCCAUUGUAUUGACCAUCGAUGGUCACCAGAAUGUCCUUGACGCUUCCAAGGUGUACGUGGACGCAGCGAUCGAAGCUGGUCCUCAGUUCGCGAUGGCCUACUCUGGAAAGGCCGCCGUUGGGAAUUAUUUGGCCGAAAAAGCCAAGGAGGGAAAGAUCAAUUACAUCACGAUCAAAGCUGCACUCGACAUGGCUUUUAUGAUCGAUACAAAGUCCCGAAAGGCAACUCUCUACGACACUGGUGAACAAAAGUUCCACUCUACGACGCUCCCAUCCAUCGGCAAGGCAGUCGCAGGCGUCCUCUCCUCUCCCUCCGAAUACCUCAACAAGGAUGUCUACAUUCACGACUUUUACACAACUCAAGCCGAAAUACUCAAUAUCGUCCAAUCCGAAGUCGGCGAAACGUUUGAGACCCAGAGCGUCGACAUGACCGCAAUGGGCGAACAGUCGAUUGCAGGGUUGAAGAAAGGCGAUUAUAGCCCUCCUACGUUUUAUGGGUUGGUGAAGAGUGCGGCGUGGGGUAAGGAAGGAGCGGCGGAUUGGGAUCCAAAGGAUAGUAGUGCGGCUCUUGGGCUUGGACAGCUGGAUCUCAAAGAAGAGGUCAAGAAAUUGUUGGGGAACCAGUACUGA